Molecule: messenger RNA, 1225 nt
Organism: Pieris brassicae (large cabbage white)
Lineage: Eukaryota; Metazoa; Arthropoda; Insecta; Lepidoptera; Pieridae
Exons: 2
Coding region: 40-1155 (371 amino acids)
Source: RefSeq, a predicted model, not a curated record
UAUCAUCACUUGAUCUAAUUUCGUUGGUCAAUAUACACCAUGUACAAGUCAAUUGUUUUAUUCUGCGUGCUUGCUGUGGCAGCUGCUAAGCCCACUUUAGUAGCCCCAGUGGCCUACAGUAAUGUGGCCCCAGUUGCGUACAGCGCCGUCGCCCCAGAAGUCUACAAUAUAGCGCCAGUAUACAGUGCCGUUGCCCCUGUAGCGUACAGUUCUGUGGUGUCGCCAGCUGUUAGUUCCGUGUCGCAACACAGCACCAGCGUAGUUCAUGGAUCUCCCGCCGUGUCAGCGGUCUACGCAAAUUACGCACCAGUUGUUACCGCCUACUCAACAUUAGCCCAGGCUCCUGGCUCCCCUGCUGUCGUUUUGGAUCCCGUACACGGUGUACCCUUGGACACACCUGAAGUAGUUGCCCAUUACCAAGCUAAAUGCAAGUAUAUAAGACGUUUGCUGCGUUCCGACAGCAUCAGUGUGAGCACAGGAAUCAACACAGACCAACCUAUCAAAAUGAUGAAGCUGGUGGUGUUGUCUUGCGUAUUGGCGGCGGCCUCCGCCACGGGUUUGUUUGGGGGUUACAUAUCACCAUACGCACCCUUGGCCUACGCCGCACCUUACUACCAGCCUUACAACUACCGGGGGCCACUAUCCCUCGCCCCCGGCCAGCCCGCCAACAUCUUGGGCGCUGAUGGCAGGCCUUUGGACACUCUUGAAGUUAACUUGGAUCGGUCAGCUCACCUUACUGCCAAGGCUCUCGACAGUGGUAUCCAUCUGCUGAAGAAACGAUCGGUCUUCGCUGCCCCUCUUAUCGCACCCUUUGCUCGUCUCGCCUACGCCGCUCCACUUAUAGCUCCCUCCAACUACCGUGGCCCACUUUCCCUCGCCCCCGGCCAGCCCGCCAACAUUUUGGGCGCUGACGGCAGGCCUUUGGACACCUUGGAUGUUAACUUGGACCGUGCUGCCCACUACACCGCCAAAGCUUUGAACGGCGCCCACAUCUUGAAGAAGCGUUCUGCCGCCAUCAUCGCCCCUGUCGCUGCUGUGGCUCCCGUGGCCGUCGCUCGCGCUCCGCUGAUCGCUCAUAGCUACGCCUACACCGCUCCAGCUAUUGCCCGGAUAAGCCCGUUCACAUACGCUGCUCCAUACGCUCACUACCUGUAAAAAAUAACAACACGGCUUAAAUAAUGUAAACUGAUGUACAUACAAACACAAAUAUAAAGUUAAAACAAGA